Hypoxylon trugodes is the source of this 2714-nucleotide messenger RNA. Its product is annotated as glycoside hydrolase family 76 protein. The coding region runs from base 413 to 2284 and encodes 623 amino acids. The record is from RefSeq and is a predicted model, not a curated record. Gene Ontology annotation, biological process: carbohydrate metabolic process. NCBI's taxonomy places the organism in Eukaryota, Fungi, Ascomycota, Sordariomycetes, Xylariales, Hypoxylaceae. The transcript has a single exon.
GUUCAUAAUAAAUUUAAGCUAUACUGUACAAUUAUUUGAUACGUCUUACGUACAAUUCGAAGUCGACGUUAGUACUUCGUAUUUGGUAUGUAAUACAAUGGUGGCUUAAGUAUCUUGUCGGACCUUUUACUCCCUUUUCCAAGCCAAAAAUCCUUCGCCCGAAGCCACGCGUGACCAGUUUCAAAGAAUUUUCCUCCCUCGGCGGAUUCAAAUUCUACAGAACGAACCGCACGAAAUCAUCGUGCUUACCAUCCCCGGUCUCAAUGGUUUGAAUUAUAUAUAUAUUAUUAGAUAUCAAUCUUUUCUCUACUUAAUCAUGGUUUGAAUCUGGAAUUCGAGAUUUGGUGGUUCUUUAAAUUCUCAUCCCUUUUCCACCCACAUAGUUUUUGGCUCCAGUCGCACGGUGACCAAGAUGGUUCCACCUCUUCUUCGGGUCAUAUCUUCUGCCAUCCUUUUGGCUUUCGGCAGCCGUGCUUAUAGGUUACCUAACACGGCCGAAGAUAGAGCGUCAUUGGUCCGAGAUAAGGAAUCCCAUUCGCCGGAUCUAAAUGUGCUGGUCGACGUAUUGGAUGCCAUGCAUGUCAUGCAGGAGGACUAUUUCACGCCAUGGCUUGGGACAUGGCCCGACGCAAUCGACUGGACAGCUGCCGUCAUGGGCACGCACAUCUCCGGCGCAGUGCGUAGCCUUUCCGAGGCUUUGAUCCACAUCAAUUCGGACGAGGAAAGCUCCAUAGAUUGGAAAUUUCAGUCAAAUCUGGUUGAUAAAUAUUUCGCACAGAUUACCGCGUAUUACUUCGGUCAAGAUGCAUUUGCCAUCCGGAACGAGGCAUAUGAUGAUAUCCUUUGGGUGGUGCUCGGCUGGCUCGAGACCAUUCAGCUUGUGAACAUGCAUAGCGAUUUGCAUUUUAAAUCAGACAUCAAAAAUGCAGCCACUCAACCCAAAACGGAUAAUCUUCAGAGGAUCAGUGAUUUCUUUUUAAACCAGACAUAUCAUGGAAAUCUCUGGAUUCCUGCUUUCGCCCACCGAGCCCGUAUUUUCUGGGAUCUCGCAUCUACUGGAUGGGACACCAAAUUGUGUGGCGGCGGAAUGGUCUGGAAUCCUCGCCUACUGCCAUACAAGAACGCUAUAACCAACGAACUAUUUAUCGCCGCUUCUAUAUCGAUGUACCUAUACUUCCCAGGUGAUGACAACACGUCGCCAUUCUUUGGUUUCGGUGGCUCUAAUGAUGAUUCUGUUAAUCGUGCCAAUACUGGAGCAAGAGAUGCGAAGUAUCUAAAGGCUGCUGUGGAAGGCUACAAAUGGCUUGUUGAUUCGAACAUGACCGACAGUCGGGGCCUAUACACAGAUGGCUUUCACAUCAGUGGGUACACAGACACGGGUAACAACAAUACAAAAUGUGACCGGAGAAAUAACAUGGUCCUGUCGUACAACCAAGGCGUACUUCUCACCGGACUUCGCGGACUUUGGGAAGCGACAGGAGCUGCGUCGUACCUUUUAGACGGUCACAAAUUGAUUCGAAACGUGAUUAAGGCAAGCGGCUAUGAUCUGACUUUAGACACACCUGUUGAUGAAAUUUCAACGAUAUAUCCUAGACGGCUUCCAAGAUGGCACGGCCUGGGCCGCGCAGGCGUUAUGGAAGAUCCGUGUGACGCAAGCGGGACUUGCAGCCAAGACGGGCAGACAUUUAAAGGCAUUUUCUUCCAUCACCUCACGGCUUUCUGUGCCCCUAUUACCACAUCUGCGCCAGAAUCCCCUACUGAUCCCGAAAUGCGCGCUUUCAUUGAGAUACAAAAAUCACACAGUGAGGCUUGCUCCUCGUACGGAGGCUGGUUGAAACAUAAUGUGCGUGCAGCACUGGGUACUCGCGACAAGGCAGGAAGAUUCGGACAAUGGUGGACAGCAGGCCUACUCAAAAGCUGGGACGGGCCAUGGCCCACCAUGGAAGACGACGGGGUGCCGCGCGAUGCAAGCGAAGUCGAUUACCGCAAUUAUGGUGUGCCGAACGAUACGACGUGGCGCGCUCAACCACCCAAUAGCGGCAAGCCAAAGAGUCAUCAUCCGAAUUGGCUGCAUGUUGCGGAUCCGGACCAAAUACAGAAGCCUUUAGAUGGAGACAUUGACACCGACGCUGAGGACACACCGAUGGGUGAACUUAAGAAACGCCAAGAUGAAAAUAGCGCCGUAAAGGACCCGAAUAGGCGCGGGCGCGGCAGGACUAUUGAGACACAGGGCGGUGGCCUGGCGCUUCUAAGGGCAUAUUGGAAGAUCGCGCAUGCGCCUUAGUUACCCGGGUACCUAGUGUGGCUCACGAUGAUGUCCGUGGUUUGAGUCCUCCUAUGAUUCAUCGCUGGACUUUUCAAUUCCUUUUUUUCUCCCAAAAUGUGGUACGAAUAUUGGCGUCUCCCUAGCCACCGCAAUUUUGAUGUCUAGGGCAAUUGUCGGUCUAUUGGGAUGAGGGGUGCAUAUCAUCUAGAGGUGGGAAAGCAAAUCGGAGAGGCGUCUUCUUUUCUUCACAUUACAUAGCAUAUACGCAGAUACGAAUGUACAUAAACGAGCAUAAACAGGGGCAUCAUGAGGAAUGAUCAUGAUGUUAAUGACAAUAGUCAUUGAGCACGAGGCGCAGGUGUCGGGUUAUACGAUUAUUCGGUGUAGAUAGCUUCACUUAGAUCAGGGCCCGCAUACAAGAUACCGUCUAGCAUUACCAAAUACCUAA